CACGAGUCAAAUCAAAUAUUUACAAAUACAAAGCUGCAAUUUCAAAAUCAACUAUUUUCUUCACACGUUCUUUUAUGAUAUUAAAUAACACAUUUGUGUUUUUCAAAUUAUUUAUCUUCUUUAUAUGCAAGAGCAAAAUUAAUUCACUCUCACGAAAACGAAAUGAUAGAUAUUAGUGAGAAAAUUUCGGAGCUUCGGUCCGUGGUCCGUUUCAAUGGAGUACGUUCUGAAAAACACUUUUGUUUCGCGGACCACAAAUCAGGUUCGUACCUUUUAAGAUUUGUGGUACGAGGAAAAAAGUGUUUUUUAGAACGUACUCCAUUUAAUGGACCCAAACGGAACAUGGGCCGAAACCCAGAAAAUUCCAUUAAAUUAGUCUUAAGGAUGAUCACGAGGACAGUGUCGCAAUCUCAAGUGUCUGAUGUAGAAAUUCCUGCGUACUAUACGCAGUUUUCUACAUCAACAGUUGAGAUUGUUACAUCUCUCCCCCCAGACUCUAGUUGUUUUUAUGAAACAACUAAAGUCUAA
Clunio marinus is the source of this 528-nucleotide messenger RNA. The record is from the annotation of a GenBank genome assembly. Lineage: Eukaryota; Metazoa; Arthropoda; Insecta; Diptera; Chironomidae.